Molecule: messenger RNA, 1647 nt
Organism: Saccostrea cuccullata (small rock oyster)
Lineage: Eukaryota; Metazoa; Mollusca; Bivalvia; Ostreida; Ostreidae
Product: eukaryotic translation initiation factor 3 subunit J-A-like
Exons: 9
Coding region: 31-738 (235 amino acids)
Cellular component (GO): cytoplasm; eukaryotic translation initiation factor 3 complex
Molecular function (GO): translation initiation factor activity
Source: RefSeq, a predicted model, not a curated record
CUCGUUGGCGCGAGAUUUUACUCAUCCAAGAUGUCGGACGCCUGGGAUGCAGAUGAUUUUGAGCCAGGAGAUUUUGGCAAUAAACCGUCAGAUCGGUGGGAAGGCGAGGAUGAAGAUGACGUCAAGGAAAGUUGGGAAGAUGAAGAGGAUGAAGAAAAGAAAGAAGAAAAUGCUGAUUCAGACUCCAAACCUUUCCAAAGAAAGAAAAAGAAACCACUGGCAGAGAGAAUAGCAGAAAAACAAGCUGCAAAGGCAGCAUCUGAGGAAGAAGAGAAGAAACAGAGCACACCAUUAACAGCUGAAGAAGAAUUGGCAGAAAAAUUACGCAGGGAAAAAAUCCAGAAAGAGGCUGAUUUAAAACUUGCCAAAGAGGCUUUCGGAGUUGAAAUAACAGGAAUCGACACAAUGUACCCAGAAACGGAAGAAGAAUACAACAAGUUUGAGGAUGCAUUAAAAACAAAAAUCUCAUUUUUUGAAAAAUCCAAAUAUUAUGUUCCAUUUUUAGAAAAAUUAUUCACAGAUUUAGUUGUUUCAUUAGAAUGUGACGACGUGAAAAAACUUGGUGCAACUCUAAACACAGUAUUUCACGAAAAGCAGAGACAACAAAAGGAGCAGGACAAAAAGAAGAAAAACAAGAAGAAAAUUGUGAUAAAAGCGGAACGUGACAAUGACUUUGGUGACCUGGCAGCUGCUUCUACUGGCGAAUAUAAUGACUUUUAUGAUGAUGACUUUAUAUAACGUCAGCUGAUUUCUGUGAAAGGGAUAAUGCGACAGUGGAAAACAUCUAACCUAUGCUGAUUGUACUGAAAUAAAGCAUGACUGGACCUUUUAUAUUCAGUAAAGCAUGCCUUGUACAAAAUUCUAUUUAUUUAUAUUUGAACCAAGUUUCAAUUUAAUAACAUUUACACACUGUACAGAACUGUAUAGAACAUUAAAAAUAUAUUUCGUGUAAUGAAACCGUUACAAUGGUUGCAUUAGAAUUUGCAAAAUUAUGGAACCAUUUCUGAUAAAUUUAUUUGUUUAAAAGAAAAAAAAAGUAAUGCUACAGAAUAAAUCUUGAGUUGAAUGUUGACAAGUUUUAAUUACUUUAUUUAGAAAUGGACAUGUUUAGUUGUGUUUCACAUAUUUAAAAGGAUUGUCCAUAAAGUUUUUGGACAAUGACAUUUUUAUCAAACUGAGUGCUCCUAAAUAUACUUAGUGUGUAAUGUGUAUCAAAAUUUUUGUAAUUAAAAUCAGAUUCAGGAUAUUUUUUUGAUAUGUAAAAAUCAAUUAAAUGUUGCAGAUUGUGUGCUUGACUUUGGUUAAAGUGGCAUAAACUUUGAAAUGAAGUUUUUUAAUUUACUAGUAGAAAGUAAAAAUUCAGUAAAAAUUAAAUAUGCAUUAAAUGCAAUUGUCAUAUUUUGAAAACCUUGGACUCCUUAGUAUUGCUUAUUGGACAGUUAUGGAAAAUAUUUUUUUAAAGAAUCAAGAAAUAUGUUUCAAAAAUUGACUGUAAGAGCAAUGAUUGGCACCGAAAGAACCAGCAUUCAAUUAAAAAAAAAGAUGUAAACGAUGUUAGAAUAAGAUAAGUAUUUAAACAGUUGUAAAUUAUUAGAAUAUAUUUAGUUCAUUGAUUUGAAAUUGAAAUAAAAGUAUACAAUUUUUGAA